UGUCGUCCCCUAGAAGUGACGUCGUGCUGGUCGUCCAUGUGGCCCUGCUGUGAACAGUGUUGUUGUUAUUCGUAGAUCCGUGUUUCAGAUUAAUAGAGUUUGUUUUUCUUCACCUUUAUUAGUCUGACAUUGUGAGUCGUAGACAGAACCAUCAUGUCUUCCAGCUGUCGCAGACCGGAGCACAUGGCACCGCCGGAGGUGUUCUACAAUGAAGAAGAGGCCAAGAAGUACUCUCAGAACUCCCGAAUGAUUGAGAUCCAGACUCAGAUGUCAGAGAGAGCGGUGGAGCUCCUGAACUUACCAGAAGAUCAGCCGUGCUAUUUGCUGGAUGUAGGCUGUGGCUCUGGACUCAGUGGAGAUUAUUUAUCAGAAGAAGGCCAUUACUGGGUUGGUGUGGACAUCAGCACUGCUAUGUUGGACGUUGCUUUAGACAGGGAGGUGGACGGAGAUCUUGUUUUAGGAGACAUGGGUCAAGGCGUGCCGUUCAGGCCUGGAACAUUUGAUGGAUGUAUCAGUAUCUCAGCGCUCCAGUGGCUGUGUAACGCAGAUAAGAGAACCCACAGUCCUCCCAAGAGGCUCCACGCCUUCUUUAGCUCACUCUACUCCUCCCUGGCAAGAGGUGCUCGUGCCGUCUUCCAGAUUUAUCCUGAAAAUUCAGAACAGCUGGAGUUGAUCACUGCCCAGGCUAUGAGGGCAGGCUUCACAGGCGGCAUGGUGGUGGACUAUCCCAACAGCAGCAAAGCCAAAAAAUUCUUCCUGUGCCUGUUUGCUGGCGUGUCUGGCGUCUUGCCUAAGGGUUUGGGGUCAGAGACUGUUGACAGAAAUGUUCCAAAUCAAGUUCAGUUCACAGGACAGAGGUCUCGCUUCAAAAAUAUGAAAGGCAAGUCAGUGAAGAAGAGCAAAGACUGGAUCCUGGAGAAGAAGGAGAGGCGGCGAAGGCAGGGAAAGGGGGUAAGGGCGGACACAAAGUACACAGGUCGCCAGAGGAGGCCUCGCUUCUGAAGCCCCCAACUCAAGACCCACUGCAGGACUGGCUCUUGGCCUGGUCAGGUGGACUUUCUGAAUGGACUACACAAAAAGCCUGGCCCUGCACACUUCAACACUGUGGACUUAUUUUGCUCAGCUGAAAGCCCACGAUGUGACGAAAUAUGAAAUACGUGAAUGCCUGACAUUACUGACUUAUCAAUUUCCCCUUUUAAGAAGCAUCAAGUCUUCUUAAUGCAGUCUUGGAUGGAAAUACAGUUUUCUGAAGAUAGUUUUAUUGCAUCACAAUAUCCUGAGACAGGAUGAAAGCUAAACUGAUUAGAAGAGCUGUUUUAAUUUGAUGUUAAUAGUACAUUAAGAAGCUAUGGACACCAUGGUUCUGUACAUUUGGCUGCAAAUAUUAAAAUCUCAGCUCAUCUGAUUGUUUCCAAAUUGCGUUUCCUAAAGUUUUGUUUAGCUAAACUGUUUAUGCUUCACCCCAAAAAUACAAUUAAUGCUGUUAUUAAUAAUUAAGGCUGGGUAUUGAUACCGAUACCCAUAUCUUGAUUUCAAUGUUGUUUCCUGAAUUUUUCCCCCCAUACCUUCUUUUAGAUUAUGAUCUGAAAGAGGGUGUGGCUUAAACCAUAGUGUAUGAAUGGAUUUUUUUACUGACCACAUUGGUUUUUAGAUUAAUGCAGGAGUGGUGAUGUUAACAGCAUGUGUGUGGACUGUAAUUUAGACGGCCAAUCAGCAGGCCAGGUUUUGAAACAAGAUAGCUUAUUGGCUCACAGAGACUGAUGAAUGCCAAGGUAUUAAAAUCUGGUAUUUAUGUCAUGUAUUUUUUUCCUGACACUCUGUAUUAUUUAAAUAAUUUGGUCGAUAUUGUAAAGGUAUUGAUACCAGCCCUAUUAAUGACUCAAAGACUAGUAUGUGAAAUUUGUAUUUGUAAUUAUAAUUAAAUAAAAAUUCAAGUAUAACUUAAAGUAGAUACCAAA
Messenger RNA from Colossoma macropomum (tambaqui), 1958 nucleotides. RefSeq names its product BUD23 rRNA methyltransferase and ribosome maturation factor (gene bud23). The record is from RefSeq and is a predicted model, not a curated record. The coding region runs from base 154 to 1002 and encodes 282 amino acids. Gene Ontology annotation, biological process: rRNA (guanine-N7)-methylation. NCBI's taxonomy places the organism in Eukaryota, Metazoa, Chordata, Actinopteri, Characiformes, Serrasalmidae. Gene Ontology annotation, molecular function: rRNA (guanine) methyltransferase activity. Gene Ontology annotation, cellular component: nucleolus. The transcript is spliced from 12 exons.